This is a messenger RNA of Penicillium canescens, 1509 nucleotides long. RefSeq lists its product as uncharacterized. The record is from RefSeq and is a predicted model, not a curated record. The transcript has 2 exons. Bases 1 to 1509 code for a protein of 502 amino acids. Lineage: Eukaryota; Fungi; Ascomycota; Eurotiomycetes; Eurotiales; Aspergillaceae.
AUGGAAACCCAGGAAGAUGCGACGAGCAAGCAAUCUGGUCGCCCGAGGGUCGAUUUGGAGCCCUAUAAAGCCGAGGUCAUCGCCCUGCACGAGAAAAAGAUGAAGGGUGACGACAUUUGCAAGCACCUAAAGCGACAACAUGAUAUCCAAAUAUCACCGCGAACCCUCACCAAGCGUCUACAGCAUUGGGGAGUCAAGAAAAAGAUGGAAAACUACUCAUCAAACGAAACGCUCCACGCCCGCAUCAAAAACCUCUUCUUCGACGUUGGUCUUGGCGAUGCGGAGAUUGCCACCGUUCUAAAUGAGGAGGGCUACAAUAUCUCACUUCGUACGCUCCGAAGGCUCCGUCACCAGCUUGGAAUCAGGCUACGUCUUGACUCGCCAACCGGACAGCAGGAACAAGUCCAGGAAAUCCUCGAAGCCUUGGUUGAGGAGAUGGACAAGGGAACCAUUGAAGGGUAUGGCAAGGAACUACUGCACAACCAUUUCCGCAGCAAGGGGUAUGUCUUCGCUCGGGACCGUCUCUAUAAUGUAUAUCGCAUGUUGCGCCCGGACACCGUCGAACGCCGGACGAGCGAUGUCCCACGGCGUGCUCCUCCGCCGAAGAUUCUGGCCGGCCCUAACCUGACCUGGCAUGUGAAUAGCUACUCAAAGCUGGCCAAUUUCGGUUUUCGAAUUCACGCUGAGAUUGAUUCGUUUUCUCGCUAUGUCCUCUGGCUCAAUGUUGGUGUUGGUGCUCACACUGCCGUGAGCGUCCUCAAGCAUCAUCUUGAUACAGUAUCUGCUAAAGGCCGUCAACCACGCACCCUCCGAUCUGAUCUAGAAUCCGAAGUACCCCUUCUAGCAGACGCCCACUUUAAUCUACGCCGCGCCGCUGAACCAGAUGUUCAGCGGGAGCAAUGCUGCGCACCUGGGCGAGCCACAGACACCCAUCGCAUUGAAUCCUGGUGGGCCCAGCUUGCUAGAUCAGUAGUGACCCUGUUCUAUAACUAUUUCCGCCAACUCCACACCGAAGGAUUGUUCUCAAGCUCAAUAUUAGCGGACCAAGUUUCUUUACUUGCAAUCUACAUGCCAAUUCUCCGCAGCCAUAUAAACUCCUACGUCCAGACCUGGAACAUACACAACAUCCGCAAACAAAAAGACCACCCAGAACGCGCCCCAGGAAAACCAUACAUGAAUUACCACCACCCACCAAAAGGAGUAGAAAAUUUCGGACUAUCAGUCGACCAGCCCACCUUGCAACUACUCCAAGAAAGCUACAGGGAAUUCGACCCGGAGGAAUACCUUCCGCCAGAUACUCUCCGGUGGUGUGUGGUGCAACUCCAAGAGCUGGAUUUCGAUCCUCACAGCCCACCUGCCCGAUUGCCCGGGGACGUUCAGCCGUUCCGGUCUGUUUAUCUUGCUCUGAGGGAGAGGGCGUGGCGGCAUGAGAGGUCCGGGGCGGAGCCGAAGUUGGCGCUUUGUGAGACUCCUGCUCAGGGGUUAGAGGGAUAUGCUCUUUCGCGGUGA